AUGGCUUUGACAAAUUGGAUCAAUGGGAAGAAGACUGCUCCGUCCCCAGACUCAAAUGCCUAUGCUGAAUGGGAAGAAGAUAAUUGCUUGGUGCGGUCAUGGCCUCUCAAUUCUAUGACUAAACCAGUUCAUGCCUUGUUUAAACAUGGUGCUAUUGCUUUUGAUAUAUGGAAGGCUGCUCAAAAGACCUAUACUAUGACUCAGAAUAGUUCUCGGUUGUUUCAACUCUAA
This is a messenger RNA of Prunus armeniaca (apricot), 231 nucleotides long. The record is from the annotation of a GenBank genome assembly. NCBI's taxonomy places the organism in Eukaryota, Viridiplantae, Streptophyta, Magnoliopsida, Rosales, Rosaceae.